This is a messenger RNA of Cylicocyclus nassatus, 309 nucleotides long. The record is from the annotation of a GenBank genome assembly. NCBI's taxonomy places the organism in Eukaryota, Metazoa, Nematoda, Chromadorea, Rhabditida, Strongylidae.
AUGACUCGUCCUGUGUUAGCUUUUGGUACUUGUUUUACCAGCCGUAUGGUAGUUGGUUUCAGUAUAUCUCCAUUGUUGGUUUAUGUGUUUAGGAUAGAGUUGGCUACUUUGGACGCGAGCUGUUUGCGGGUUGUUUGGUGCGAGGCUGUCGAGGCUGUCGAGCACAAGGCUAGGGGUGCUGGACCCACCAAGCUGCAACACUGCGAAUCGGCAGAAGUGGAAGAGACGUUGUCCAGAAGGCCUCUGACCAACACGAAGGCAUCAAAGUAUAGUGCAAUGAUUGGAAGAAUAAAGCCGAAACCUGUUUGA